Molecule: messenger RNA, 954 nt
Organism: Candida tropicalis MYA-3404
Lineage: Eukaryota; Fungi; Ascomycota; Pichiomycetes; Serinales; Debaryomycetaceae
Gene: CAK1
Product: cyclin-dependent protein kinase-activating kinase
Exons: 1
Coding region: 1-954 (317 amino acids)
Biological process (GO): protein phosphorylation; mitotic DNA damage checkpoint signaling
Cellular component (GO): nucleus
Molecular function (GO): ATP binding; protein serine/threonine kinase activity
Source: RefSeq, a predicted model, not a curated record
AUGAAAUUAACAGAUUACUAUAUAGAUAAACAAUUAAUCUAUACAAGUUCAAUAUCAGAAAUUUAUAAAGCAAUUGAUAAGACCACUAAAUCUUUAGUUUGUCUUAAAAUAAUGGAUGAAGACUUUCAACCACCACCACAUUCUAUUAUUCGAGAAAUUUCAAUACUUAAAAAAUUCCAAUCCCAAUCAUCCAAAGAACAUAUAAUUGAAUAUUUAAAUGAUUUAAAAAUAUUUGAUGAUAUCAUAUUAGUUACUAAAUUAUAUGAAUAUAAUAUGAAUAAUCUUAUUAAAAUUCCAAAAUAUUGUAAACGUAUGAGUAGAUUUCAAAAUGAUGGGAAUGUAAGUUAUAAAUUAAUUAAUAAGAUUCAAGAUCAAGAUAUUAAAGUAUGGUUAAAAUGUAUGUCUCAAGCUUUAAGAUUUUUACAUGAUAAUGGAAUAAUUCAUCGUGAUAUAAAACCAAGUAAUAUUAUGUUUAUAAAUCAAGAUAUAACUAAUCCAAUUUUAGGUGAUUUUGGAAUAUGUUAUGAUAUAAAUAAUCCACCAUUAGAUGAAAAAAUCGAAAAACAUAAUGAUAUAUCAAGUGGAAUUUAUAAAGCACCAGAAGUUAUCUUAGAUAAUGGAUAUGAUUUUAGUGUUGAUAUUUGGAGUCUUGGUAUAAUUUUAACUAUUUUAUAUUCGACAGAUUUUAAAAGUGUAUUGGAAGAUAAGGAAGAUGAAGAAGAUGGCGGAAGUACUGAUAUUGGUGAUUUGGCUUUGUUAAAUAGAAUCAUUGUUAAUUUUGGUUCUGAAGACUUGGAGAGUAAAAUGUUGGAAUUGCCAAAUUAUAAAAGAAAACCAUUGAAUGAAUUAUUGCCACGAUGUCAAGAUGAACAGAUUAAGGAGUUAUUUAAUAGAAUGAUAGAAUAUGAUACUAAAAAAAGAAUCACUGCAAAUGAAUUAUAUAUACAGCUUUAA